Messenger RNA from Lodderomyces theae, 783 nucleotides. RefSeq names its product Bud21p (gene BUD21). The coding region runs from base 1 to 783 and encodes 260 amino acids. Gene Ontology annotation, biological process: rRNA processing. The transcript has a single exon. The record is from RefSeq and is a predicted model, not a curated record. Gene Ontology annotation, molecular function: snoRNA binding. NCBI's taxonomy places the organism in Eukaryota, Fungi, Ascomycota, Pichiomycetes, Serinales, Debaryomycetaceae.
AUGGUUGUCACCAGAAGUAAACUACACAAGACGGACCAUUCACAUGACAAUGGCAACCUAAACAAUCCUGAAGAUGUGUCAUCAGAAAAUAUUCUUGGGUAUGACGAUACUUACUCACAUCCACAUAUCGAUAAACCCAAAAAUAAAAAGAUAACAUUCGAUGAAGAUGGAGAGAGUAUACAAAACGGAAAGUCGGAGCAAAUAGAUGCUCAGGAUGACCUUGGUGAGAUAGAGGAGGAUCUGGAGGAGGUAGGUGAGCUGGAAGAUGAUGAUUCAGACGAAGCCCCAGAAGAAGAAUCAACCAAUGCCGCCAAGGAGCAACUCAUUGCAAAACAAAAGCAAGAACAACAACGACAAUCAGAAUUGGCCAAGCAAGCCAAAGAGCGAAGAAAGUUGCAAAAUGAACGGUUCAAACAACAGCAAUUGGAGAAGAAGCAAAAGGAGUUGUCGAAACAACAAGCAAAAGUGCACGAGGAGUUGCCUGAAUUUUUACCAGACGAUAUUGAGUCAAUACUCAGUCGCCCACAAGCUCAAGCCACACUAGAUGCAAAGCCGAAACAUAUCCGACUUGACGACGUUGAUCUCCAUUUACUGAAAAAACAACAAAUCGAAAACAAGUUACGUGAGUUGAAAAAGAAUAAAAGCAGAGGUGUUCAAAAGGGUCCCGUUUAUGUCAAGACACAAACUUUUGGUGUAGCUGUCAAAGUCGUGCCUCGAGGUGAGAGCAAAAUCUUGAAGAAUAAACAUAAAUGGUUGCAUAGGAAGUCGAUUGACAGGAAAUGA